AGAUCAGUAAAUCAUCAGUGUUCUUACAAAUAACACAGAAAUAUUAUUCUGGGUUUUGUUGGUGUUUAUUAUUCAUGCACCUUGAUAACUUUGGACAUAAACAAGCACUCGAGUGAAACUAAAGAUUUAAGUCUCGAGUAUAGUUAAUAUUCAUAUGCCUGUUCAUUUUUUUGCAUUCAACCAUCACAGAUAUAUUGUUUUCUAUACAAAAGUUUUCGUUUUCUGGAUUUCUUUGGCUUUAAUAAUUUUCUCUUGGUCGAAUUAACCAAUCAGGUUGCGUUUAAUAGGUUUUAAAGUGCCUCGACAGCAAGUAAAGGGACAUAUGCGUGAGCGAAAAACCGAAGCUUUUACUUCAAACUUGUACAUAGUUAAAGGCAAUGAUUACUAGUAUCAUUUUGGCUUUAACUUUUUUCAAUUUGUUGAAAAACAUCGACACUAGCAGUGAUGAGAACUUACCAGACGAUUUUGCCGAGUUGUUUUUACAAGGUAUUCCGCUUUCAUCGAGACAUGUACGAAAGCGAACCGUUCCAGCCUACGUGAAGAAAUUAUUUGAAAUGGAGAAGCGACGCUCCUCUUUCUCGCAAAUUUCAUGUAUUUUCGGUGAAGAAAACAAAGCUUUACAAAAAGAAGCAAUGGCGUUCACUUUUCAGUUGAAAAGUGUAAAGAAUGUUAAAGAGGCUCGUCCCAUACAGCUGCGUGUAUUUAAAAGAAGAUCCAAGGAUCGAAAUCCACACGAUAUGUAUUUCAUACAUCUUUAUCAGUCACAUGAAUUCAUCAGCAAUGUUUCAUUCAUAACAAACAAAAGUUUAAGUACGCGCUUAAUUGGGUCACGUUUUGUGCGAAAUUCACGAGGCGAAUGGUUGACAUUUGAUGUAACUUCGGCUAUUCUGUCUAAGCUGGUUCGUCAAACUGAAAUCAACUUCUUUAUUGAAGUUAAGUCGGUCAAAUAUUUGUCGGAUUCAAAACCUAUUUCAAUUGCAAAAGGUGGUCGUAAACAACCAUUUAUGCUUAUUUAUUUUCCCUUACCUCUGCAAAAGUUGAGCAAGGCUGCUAUGGGAGGACACAUCAAGCAAAAUUCUAAUAAUUUUCCUUUACGUACUUCUACAUUAACACGUUUUCCUCGUUCACUAAGUAGUUCUCUAUGUUCACGCAAAUCAAUGACUAUUAAUUUUCAACAAUUGGGUUACUCCAGUAUUUUGCAUCCACAAACAUACAACGCUCACACUUGUGCUGGAAUAUGUCCUGCAUUUUCAGGAAGCAAACAUCAAAAAAUAUACAUAUUUCUACGAAAUCGUCACCUUGGAAAAGGCGGCUGCUGCAUCCCCACCGAGUUUGAGCCGUUAUCAAUAUUAUAUUACAGUGAACCAAAGAAAAUAACAAUUUCUCGUUUCCCAGGAAUGAUUGUAACCUCCUGUGGUUGUACAUAAUCUAAUUGCGUUUGUAUAUAAAUAGACAGGUUAUGAUACUAUAAAUUGUUGAGUUUAAAUUUCCACUUUAAGAAAUAUGUUAAUCUACUUGCCCCAAAGAAAAUCGUUGGUAAUUCAGUAUACAGUAUAACUUUAUUUUAAUAUAAUGUAGGGAAAGUGCCCGAGUUCGUUCUAUUUAAAUAGUAUGUUAUUUGUUAAAGUUUUCUCGGACACACGGUUAGAUUAAACCUUGAAUAAAUGGCUCAAGCUUAAAA
Messenger RNA from Xenia sp. Carnegie-2017, 1681 nucleotides. RefSeq names its product bone morphogenetic protein 2-B-like. Gene Ontology annotation, biological process: BMP signaling pathway; SMAD protein signal transduction. The coding region runs from base 378 to 1427 and encodes 349 amino acids. The record is from RefSeq and is a predicted model, not a curated record. NCBI's taxonomy places the organism in Eukaryota, Metazoa, Cnidaria, Anthozoa, Malacalcyonacea, Xeniidae. Gene Ontology annotation, molecular function: growth factor activity; cytokine activity. Gene Ontology annotation, cellular component: extracellular region. The transcript has 2 exons.